AGUGGGUUUGGCUCCGGGGCUCAAUGGAAACUGGCACGACUGAACCAUGGAGCUUCGAGUGGGAAACAAAUACCGGCUGGGCAGAAAGAUUGGCAGUGGUUCGUUUGGAGACAUUUACCUAGGAGCCAAUAUUGCGACUGGUGAAGAGGUGGCCAUCAAACUGGAAUGUGUCAAAACCAAGCAUCCUCAGCUCCACAUUGAAAGCAAGUUCUACAAGAUGAUGCAGGGAGGAGUGGGUAUCCCCUCCAUUAAGUGGUGUGGAGCAGAGGGAGACUACAAUGUGAUGGUGAUGGAACUCUUGGGGCCCAGCCUGGAAGAUCUCUUCAACUUCUGUUCCCGCAAAUUUAGUCUCAAGACAGUUCUGCUGCUGGCAGACCAGAUGAUUAGCCGUAUUGAGUAUAUUCAUUCCAAGAACUUCAUCCAUCGGGAUGUCAAGCCAGACAACUUCCUUAUGGGCCUUGGCAAAAAGGGCAACCUAGUAUAUAUCAUUGAUUUUGGUUUGGCCAAGAAGUACCGAGACGCCCGGACCCACCAGCACAUCCCUUAUCGGGAAAACAAGAAUCUGACUGGCACAGCCCGUUAUGCCUCUAUCAACACCCACCUGGGAAUUGAACAAAGUCGCCGUGAUGACCUGGAGAGCCUGGGUUAUGUGCUCAUGUAUUUCAACCUGGGCUCGCUGCCCUGGCAGGGCCUCAAGGCUGCCACCAAGCGCCAAAAGUAUGAGAGGAUCAGCGAGAAAAAGAUGUCAACGCCCAUCGAGGUGCUCUGCAAAGGGUACCCUUCUGAGUUCUCAACAUACCUCAACUUCUGCCGUUCACUGAGGUUUGAUGAUAAACCUGACUACUCGUACCUGCGGCAGCUCUUCCGCAACCUCUUCCACCGCCAAGGCUUCUCCUACGACUACGUCUUUGACUGGAACAUGCUUAAAUUUGGAGCAGCCCGGAACCCUGAGGAUAUGGAUCGGGAGCGGCGAGAGCACGAGCGAGAGGAGAGGAUGGGGCAACUCCGAGGGUCAGCCACGCGAGCGCUGCCCCCUGGCCCACCUGCCGGAGCCACUGCCAACCGUCUUCGCAAUGUCACCGAGCCCAUGGCCUCCACCCCCACCUCCCGAAUCCAGCAGUCCGGCAACACGUCCCCCAGAGCAAUCUCAAGAGUGGACAGGGAGCGGAAGGUCAGCAUGAGGUUACACCGAGGAGCUCCUGCCAACGUCUCCUCAUCUGACCUCACAGGGCGGCAAGAAGUGUCACGGAUUUCAGCAUCACAGACAAGUGUGCCAUUUGAUCACCUUGGGAAGUGAGGAGCAAUUGCCACUGGACCAGUGUUUGCUUAGGAACAAGUUUGAUCAGAAUUACUGGAAAAAAAAAGCACAGGACUGGAGCGCCUAAAAAUAAACCUGAGCUGAUCUCUGCAGUUGCAGCCUUGGAACAGGCGAGAGUUAUGUGAAAUCUGAUUCAGGAUCUAUCUCUCGGUUCCUGGAUCUGAGCCUCUGGCGUCCCAUGCGUCUGGCCGUGAGGAAGAGAGAGGGAUGGGCCUUUCCAUGCCGUUGGCUUUGGGUGUGCGCUGACUUGGACAGAAGUGGACCCUGGAUUUUGUGGUUUUUGCUUUCUUCAAACCUAAGUCCUGGAGGAGAGAGGCACGGAUCACUUGACAACACAGUGCCUGAUGCAAACGGACUGACAUCCCUGUGAAGUGGCACCUGCUGCUUUGGUGUCUGCUGUGGUGUGGUUUGUUUGGGUUUCUCCUCCUUUGCUUGUCUGACCUGUCUGGCAGUAAAAUACUAAAUUUUAAUACUGAUUUAUUUCUAAAUUGCUACUCCUAUAGUUACACAUCCCUGCAUUAUCCUGAUGAGAGGCCUGUUUCUUCCAGGCUCUUUGAAACCCUUGAAACUUAUUUUCAGAAACACCUGCUGGGAAUAAAUGAUGGAUCUUGGUGACUUUGCAAA
This is a messenger RNA of Cyanistes caeruleus (blue tit), 1942 nucleotides long. The record is from RefSeq and is a predicted model, not a curated record. Lineage: Eukaryota; Metazoa; Chordata; Aves; Passeriformes; Paridae.